Ochotona curzoniae (black-lipped pika) is the source of this 2236-nucleotide messenger RNA. RefSeq names its product CDC like kinase 4 (gene CLK4). Lineage: Eukaryota; Metazoa; Chordata; Mammalia; Lagomorpha; Ochotonidae. The transcript is spliced from 13 exons. The record is from RefSeq and is a predicted model, not a curated record. The coding region runs from base 477 to 1922 and encodes 481 amino acids. Gene Ontology annotation, cellular component: nucleus. Gene Ontology annotation, molecular function: protein tyrosine kinase activity; ATP binding. Gene Ontology annotation, biological process: protein phosphorylation; regulation of RNA splicing.
GGGCCUCCCGCCUGGUGGCGUUUUGGAUCCGGGCUGGGCUCCUGCCUGAGUGCGCCAGUCGCCCUGGCCAGCUGCCCGGGGCCCGGAGAGGUGGACGUGGGGUGUCGGGAAGGGGUGCUGAGUGGCUGCGGUCCCUGGUUGCUUCCGUGGCCCUCGUAGCGUUUAGCAGCCGUGCUGCAGCUGGUGGCCAGCCACCUGUCCUUGGUGUAGGGCCAUUGCCUUGCAGGUGCGCCCUGACCCGCCGGUUCCUGUUAACGUUUAACAGGGCCCUCUUCGAGCCCUGCCAACCCUAGGUUCUAACCUGCUCCGCGCCUCCAGACGGGCAGUGGGAGAAGAUGAUUUCUAAUAGAAUAUAAUAGGGAUCUAUACACUGGGAUCCACUGUGGCUGCUGUUUUUAUGGAAGAUCCCGGUCAUUGUAGCAGGUAGCGUGGAUACCAGGUGGCUUUUCUGUGCCAAGGAACCUUCCCGGUGAGAGAUGCGGCACUCCAAACGAACUCACUGCCCUGAUUGGGACAGCAGGGAAAGCUGGGGACACGAAAGCUACCAUGGAAGUCACAAACGGAAGAGGAGAUCUCACAGUAGCACACAGGAAAAUAGACGUUGUAAACCACAUCAUCAGUUUAAAGAAUCUGAUUGUCAUUAUUUAGAAGCAAGGUCCUUGAAUGAGAGAGAUUAUCGGGACCGGAGAUACAUUGAUGAGUACAGACAUGAGUACUGCGAAGGAUAUGUUCCUAGGCAUUAUCACAGAGAUGCUGAAAGCAGUUACCGCAUUCACUGCAGUAAAUCCUCAGUCCGAAGCAGGAGAAGCAGUCUCAAAAGGAAGCAUAAUAGACACUGUGCAAGUCAGCAGUCGCAUUCGAAGAGCCACCGAAGGAAAAGAUCCAGGAGUAUAGAGGAUGAUGAGGAGGGUCACCUGGUCUGUCAAAGUGGAGACGUUCUGAGAGCAAGAUAUGAAAUCGUGGACACGUUGGGUGAAGGGGCCUUUGGCAAAGUUGUGGAGUGCAUUGAUCAUGGCAUGGAUGGUAUGCACGUAGCUGUGAAAAUUGUAAAAAAUGUAGGUCGUUACCGUGAAGCUGCUCGGUCGGAAAUCCAAGUAUUGGAGCAUUUAAACAGUACUGAUCCCAAUAGUGUAUUCCGAUGUGUCCAGAUGCUAGAAUGGUUUGAUCAUCAUGGCCAUGUGUGUAUUGUGUUUGAACUGCUGGGCCUCAGUACCUACGAUUUCAUUAAAGAAAACAGCUUUCUGCCAUUUCAGAUAGACCACAUCAGGCAGAUGGCCUAUCAGAUCUGCCAGUCAAUCAAUUUUUUGCACCAUAAUAAAUUGACUCAUACAGAUCUGAAGCCUGAAAAUAUUUUAUUUGUGAAGUCUGAUUAUGUAGUCAAAUACAAUUCUAAAAUGAAACGCGAUGAACGCACACUGAAAAACACAGAUAUCAAAGUUGUUGACUUUGGAAGUGCAACGUACGAUGAUGAACACCACAGCACCCUGGUGUCCACGCGGCAUUACAGAGCUCCAGAGGUCAUUUUGGCUCUCGGAUGGUCUCAGCCUUGCGAUGUUUGGAGCAUAGGGUGCAUUCUUAUUGAAUAUUACCUCGGAUUCACAGUCUUUCAGACUCACGAUAGUAAAGAGCAUUUGGCGAUGAUGGAGCGGAUAUUAGGACCCAUUCCAGCCCACAUGAUUCAGAAAACGAGAAAACGCAAGUAUUUCCACCAUAACCAGCUAGAUUGGGAUGAACACAGUUCUGCCGGUAGAUAUGUUAGGAGACGCUGCAAACCAUUAAAGGAGUUUAUGCUUUGCCAUGAUGAAGAACAUGAGAAACUGUUUGACCUGGUUCGAAGAAUGUUGGAGUAUGAUCCAACCAAAAGAAUUACCUUGGAUGAAGCAUUGCAGCACCCUUUCUUUGACUUAUUAAAAAAGAAAUGAAAUGGGCAUCAGUGGCCUGCUCCGUGCUUCUCUAGGAGAGAUUCCUUAAGACUGUGUCAGUCAGCUCAACAUUCUGAUAUUUUUGUAAACAUUAAAUUAUUUUGUACAGUUAAAUAUAAAUAAUGUAUGUUUUGUAUCAGUAACAAUGAUCUUCUAAGUAUGGUCUUGAUAAUGAAAUAUGGAAGUUAAAAUUAAUUUUCCUUUCUGACAUGCAUUACCAUUUUUAGAGACCUUUGGUAAAACCUUGGAGUCUGGUGAUCAAUGUCCUUGUGUCUUUUGUAAACGGACCUCAACUCUGAAGGGAUUUUUUUUUU